This is a messenger RNA of Lampris incognitus (smalleye Pacific opah), 1770 nucleotides long. RefSeq names its product mucolipin TRP cation channel 1a (gene mcoln1a). The transcript is spliced from 14 exons. Bases 1 to 1770 code for a protein of 589 amino acids. The record is from RefSeq and is a predicted model, not a curated record. Gene Ontology annotation, molecular function: NAADP-sensitive calcium-release channel activity. NCBI's taxonomy places the organism in Eukaryota, Metazoa, Chordata, Actinopteri, Lampriformes, Lampridae. Gene Ontology annotation, cellular component: plasma membrane; lysosomal membrane.
AUGGCGGUGAUUUUGAUGGAUAGAUUGGUGUUUUUACUCAAGCGGGACAGGCUGUCCUCCCCGGUCCCUGGAUACGGCGCCGUCGACAGUAGCGACAGCGACCAUGGUUACCACGGCAACGGCCACGGCAACCCUCAGUUUCCGGCGGUGACGACGGGCCGUUGGGUAGGGGCUGAACAGGGAGAGGAGGCCCUCCGCAGGAAGCUGAAAUACUUCUUUAUGAGCCCCUGCGACAAGUACCACGCCAAGGGCCGCAAGCCUUUCAAGUUGGGCCUGCAGCUGCUGAAGAUCGUCAUCGUCACCAUCCAGUUAGUGCUGUUUGGGCUGAGUAACCAGGUGGUGGUGACCUUCAAGGAGGAGAACACCAUGACCUUCAAACACCUCUUCCUCAAGGACUACGAUGAAGGUUCCGACAGCUCCUUUUCUGUGUACACACAGAGCGAUGUGUACGACCAGAUUUUCUAUGCCGUGGAGCAGUACCUGCAAUUACCGGAGACCACGGUGGGCCGCUAUGCGUACGUCUACGGUGUGGGGGUGAACAGCAGUGCCCUUUCCCUCUGCCAGCAAUACUACAAGAAGGGGCGCAUUGAUCCGGCCAACGACACCUUCAACAUAGACCCUCACGUUAUCACAGACUGCAUAGGAGUGAAUCCCCUGUCCAUCCCCUCGGGUCCUGUCACCAGUAACUACAGGAACUUUACCCUCAAGUUCCACAAGCUCAUUAACGUGACCAUAGAGUUCCAGUUGAAGGCCAUUAAUGUUCAGACCAUCAUUAACAGUGAGAUCCCAGACUGUUAUACGUUUUACAUAAUGAUAGUCAUGGACAACAAGGCUCACAGCGGCAAAGUGAAGAUCAGCCUGGAAAACCAGGCAUCCAUAAAGGAAUGUCGAGACCCCAGCGUGUCUGGACAGGUGGAGAGCUACAAACGCCUGGCGUUUGACGUGACGGUGGUUUUGGUGUGCAUGCUGUCGCUGGUCUUGUGCGGACGCUCCAUCCUGCGAGGCUUCGUGCUGCAACAUGAGUUUGUUCAGUUCUUUAAGGACAGCUUGGACCGUACGGUGUGCUGGGCGGACCGGCUGGAGUUCAUCAACGGCUGGUUCAUCCUGCUCAUCGUCAGCGACAUCCUCACCAUCACCGGCAGCUUCAUUAAAAUCGGCAUCGAAGCAAAGACUCUGUCCUCUUACGACUUGUGCGGUAUCCUGUUGGGGACCUCCACUCUUCUGGUGUGGGUCGGAGUCAUUCGCUAUCUCACCUUUUUCCAGAAGUACAAUAUCCUCAUCGUGACCCUGCGAGCAGCAUUCCCCAACGUGAUUCGGUUCUGUUGCUGUGUGGCCGUCAUCUACCUGGGAUACUGCUUCUGUGGCUGGAUCGUUCUGGGACCGUACCAUGUCAAGUUCCGCUCUCUCUCCAUGGUCUCCGAGUGCCUGUUCUCCCUCAUCAACGGGGACGACAUGUUCGUGACGUUCUCCGGGAUGCAGGAAAGCAGCACCCUGGUGUGGGUGUUCAGCCAGGUUUACCUCUACACCUUCAUCUCCCUCUUCAUCUACAUGGUGCUCUCCCUCUUCAUCGCUCUCAUCACCGGGGCCUACGAGACCAUCAAGCACCAGAGCCAGGAGCCCAUCCACAUCACGGACCUGCACGCCUUCAUAGCGGAGUGCACAGACGCGCCGAGCUCGGGGAAGUUCAGGGGCCUGGAAACCUCCCCCUGCUCCUUCUUUUGCUGCUGUGACAGAACGACGACGUAUGAAGACGUCCUCCUGGUGAACUGA